AUGUCAUCACAGAGCAACAUGCCACCCAUUAGAUUUACUUCGAUCAUUCCCCAUAAAGCAGUCCUCACUGAGGCUAACAUCAACGAUCAAUCAGGCAAAGUGUUCAUUGUAACAGGAGGCACUGGGGGUAUCGGCAAGGAACUGGUCAAAAUCCUUUAUGAUCAAAAUGCCAAAGUUUACAUCGCGGCUCGUUCCAGUACCAAGACUAGAGCAUUCAUUCAAGAGCUCGAGGAAACAUUUCCCAAGUCAAGAGGCGUCGCCAUCUUCCUCAGGUUGGAGCUUGAUGAUUUGACAACAAUCAAGGCAUCAGCUGAGGAAUUUUUGGCUCAUGAGAAUCGCUUAGAUGUUCUCUGGAACAAUGCAGGCGUAAUGAUUCCACCCAAAGACCAAAGGACUAAACAAGGCUAUGAAUUGCAGCUCGGUAUCAACAACAUUGGGCAUUUUCUUUUUACACACUUCCUCACACCCAUUCUCGAGAAGACUGCGAAGGCAUCGCCGCAGAACUCAGUGCGAGUGAUCUGGGUAUCUUCAAGUGCCGCCGAUUCGACUCCUAGACCAGCAAUCGACUUCUCGAACAUGGAUUACGCAAAAGACGAGGGCAUGUGGACACCUUAUAUGCGGAGCAAAGCAGGUAGUGUCAUACAUUCUGUCGAGUUUGCCCGACGCAUGGCAGACUCUGGUAUCAUCAGCAUUGUGAGCAUCUAG
Molecule: messenger RNA, 705 nt
Organism: Exophiala bonariae
Lineage: Eukaryota; Fungi; Ascomycota; Eurotiomycetes; Chaetothyriales; Herpotrichiellaceae
Exons: 2
Coding region: 1-705 (234 amino acids)
Source: RefSeq, a predicted model, not a curated record